Molecule: messenger RNA, 981 nt
Organism: Synchytrium microbalum
Lineage: Eukaryota; Fungi; Chytridiomycota; Chytridiomycetes; Synchytriales; Synchytriaceae
Exons: 9
Coding region: 1-981 (326 amino acids)
Biological process (GO): transmembrane transport
Source: RefSeq, a predicted model, not a curated record
AUGUCGAAGCCAGUCAAGCUAUCUCCCUUUGGCGAUGCCUGUGCAGGCAGUGCCGGAGCUUCUGCAGCUCUUAUGAUAGUGUUUCCAUUAGAUAUAAUCAAAACCAGACUACAAAUCCAAUCUAAGCACCUGGCUCAAGUGCAAGAUGAAAAACAUACCUACCACAACGCUCUAGAUGCAUUCGUGAAAAUCCUGAGACAUGAAGGUCUACUAGGCUUCUACUCGGGUCUAAUCAGUGGAUUGUUUGGUACCGUUGCGCAAAAUUUCACAUACUUUUACUUUUACUCGCUGAUUCGAGGGGAGUAUCAGAAACGAGUCAAGGGAGAACUCAGUACCGUCAUGGAAUUAGUCCUAGGUGCACUUGCCGGUGCUCUGAGUCAAGUUUUUACUCUACCCAUCGCUGUAGUCAAUACCAGACAACAAACUGCCAUUGCGGAAGAAAAGACAACCUUCUUUAAGACCUGGAUGAACAUUGUUAGAGAUGAAGGAAUAACUGGUUUGUGGAGAGGAAUGGCCCCAUCUCUGAUUCUCUGUGUCAACCCUGCCAUCACAUAUGGAAGUUUCGAACGAUUAAAAGCCGCAGUCAACCACCGUGCUAAUCGUGAAGUAGGCGCUCGAUUAACCUCUGGUGAAACAUUCAUAGUUGGAGCAAUAGCAAAGACAUUGGCUACUGUAGUAACGUAUCCAUACAUUAUGGCCAAAGUCAAGCUGCAAUGGAAGGCACCAAAGUCUGCUACUGACAAGUUGACUGCCGCCGAGAAGGAUCGUUUACAUUACAAGAACUCUAUUGAUGUAUUGCAAAAGGUGUUGGAAAGUGAUGGUAUUAGAGGAUGGUACAAGGGCAUGAAUGCUCAAAUUUACAAGGCUGUAUUGAGUCAAGCGUUUUUGUUUGUCUUCCGUGAUCAAUUCACAUUAUGGACAUUCAUGCUCUUCCAAUAUCUCGCCAAGUUGAGAGAGAAGAAGGUUCUUACUGCCGCUUAA